AUGAGCUCGCGCCCUAACACUUCUUUUCUAGACGAUCGUGGAUAUGAGCGUCGCGACCGAUCAGCUUCACCACGUGGUGAUCGAGAUGAUCGCAACCGCAGCCGAUCUCCCAAUGGUCGUGACAGAGUGCCACCACCUCCUUCCGACACCCGAAUGAAAGAUAUCGACGAAGAAGGCGCACAGAACACUGGCUCCAACCUCUUCGUCACCGGAAUUCACCCUCGUCUAACCGAAAGUGAUGUUUCUCGCCUCUUCGAGAAAUACGGCGAGGUCGAGAACUGCUCUAUCAUGCUUGACCCUCACACUAAAGAGUCUCGUGGGUUUGGAUUCGUCAAGAUGGUCACAACCGAUCAGGCUGAGGCUGCCAAGGAAGGCUUGCAGGGUGAGGUUAUCGAAGGCCGCACUCUCAGCAUCGAGAAGGCUCGACGCGCGCGGCCUCGUAGCCCCACACCAGGCAAAUACUUCGGCCCACCCAAACGUGGAGGGACAUUCGGACGUGGCCCACCACGAGGUGGUGGCUACCGUGAGCGCUACGACGACCGACGAGGAGGUUACCCACCCCGUCGUGACGACUAUCGUGGCGGUUCUCGCUAUGACGACUAUGAGCGUCGCGGCUACGGUGAAGAUUACGAGCGCCGUGGCUAUGGUGGUGGUGGUGGCGGCGGCGGCGGCGGCAGACGUGAUAGAGACGACAGCUAUGGCGGCCGCAAUAUCGAUCGCUACGAGAGCAGACGUGACGAUACCUACGGCGGACGUGGUGGCGGCGGUGGUGGCAGCGCUUCUGGCGGCGAACGACGUGGCUACUAUGACCGCAGUGACGAUCGCGGUUACCCUCCUCCUGCACGUGAAGAAGCAGCUCCUCGUGAGUAUGCUGGUGGUCGAGACUACAACCGUGAAGACCGCUACGCCAGCCGGUAA
Exophiala xenobiotica is the source of this 918-nucleotide messenger RNA. RefSeq lists its product as uncharacterized. Lineage: Eukaryota; Fungi; Ascomycota; Eurotiomycetes; Chaetothyriales; Herpotrichiellaceae. The transcript is spliced from 3 exons. The record is from RefSeq and is a predicted model, not a curated record. The coding region runs from base 1 to 918 and encodes 305 amino acids. Gene Ontology annotation, molecular function: RNA binding.